GCGCCCCUCACUUUCGCUUCGAGGCUGCAAACUCUGUGCGCGCGUCGUCUGCUCCUCCGUCAGCUGACUCAUUUUUACAGCUCUUCCAUGCAUAGGAAUAUUUUCCAGGCGGACGGCACACCCUGUCAGCCAGUUCUAAGUUCGUUCUCCUCGGUAACAGACGCGGGAUAUGCAGACGUUGGACCAUUGCAGAAAAGUUCUGUUUACGUCACUCUUCUGCAGUGUCGCCAUCUAUUUUCUCAUCGUACAGAAGGUGCAUCAUCAUGGCACAGCUUCCACCCAAGUCGAUCCGCAAGGACGCGCACUGCUGUCACAACCCAGCACCGCCAGCACAUCGUCCACGACCCCUUCCAAGGCCGCCGCCUCCACAACCGAACAGCCAGACCUAAGCACAGACAUCGUCAACCCCCAUCCUUACUCGUUCAUCCUCAACAAACCAAACUUAUGUAAAACCGCAGGCGUGGAGAAACCUGUCGUCAUCCUUGUCCCGUCAGCAUCAACCAAUUUCCAGCAACGCAAAGCGAUUCGAGUAACCUGGGGCAACGCUAGUUUGCAUUUAGGCUUCAAGCUCGCCUUUCUGCUUGGUUAUCCCAAAAUCAGUGCCGUCCAACCGAUGAUCCUUGCAGAAGAUCGUCUCUACCACGAUGUCAUACAAGAAGACUUUACGGACGUGUACCAUAACCUCCCCAUCAAGUCGGUCAUGAUGGUGCGCUGGGUUAAGGAACACUGUUCCAACGCGCAUUUCGUGUUGAAGAUUGACGACGACAUGCUGCUGAAUGUCUGGGGACUAUGGGCCGAAAUAGAGACAUCCUUAAAGGGUGCGAAUCUCACCAUGUGGGGACUAUUGGCGCAGCACUGGACGCCGAACAGGAACUCGGUUAGCAAGUGGUACCUGCCCGUCAGGGUGUACAAGAAGCACGUCUUUCCAGACUUCCUGACUGGGCCGGCGUACCUUUUCACCGGGGACUGUGCACCAGUGCUGUACAAUGUCAGUUUCACUGUGCCGUACCUCCCUCUCGAAGACGUCUUCUUGACCGGAGUUGUGGCCCAGAAGGCAGGAAUAACACGUAACAAUCACCCAGGAUUUUUAAAUUACCAGAAGAUACUACAAGCCUGCGCGGAACCGCGGCAGAUCACGAGUCAUGGCUACAAACCGAUGUCCCUGAUGAGACUCUGGAGGUCCUUAUCGCUAAAAAACGGCCCUACAAAGUGUAAGAUAAGACACCGUGCUCAAAAUGUGACGAAGGUCGCUUCGGCCCCCAGUGUGAGAUCUUAACGGUUCCGACGCAAGUUCUGGCAAAAUUGCUGACCCUUGCGACUGUACGCCGUUGCUUCAAGACAUCUCACAGUGCAGUGAUGCGCCGAUUUCAUCGCCAAACUAAUCUCGCGUUGCGCAUGUGGAGACUUGAAACGAGUAACACAUUGUCGAUGCAUUUACUUCAGGUUAAGUGCCGCGCCAGAACGCAGCAAGGUACCGAAUGACUAGUCCUGUACAGUUUACCGCGUCUAGUAUGGUGUGCUAUCCGUCGUUAUACUCAUCCGUUCCUCGUACAUCUACGCCAACGGUACUUUUUUACCCGACCCGAUGUACAUGUCUACUACUUAAAAAUUAUUAACAAUGUGGGAGCAUUGUAUUCCAACCUGUAUACAUUAAGGUCAAGCUGUAUGGAAUAAAUUAUGCGAAAUAGACUAUA
Ornithodoros turicata is the source of this 1694-nucleotide messenger RNA. RefSeq names its product beta-1,3-galactosyltransferase 1-like. Gene Ontology annotation, cellular component: Golgi membrane. The record is from RefSeq and is a predicted model, not a curated record. Bases 170 to 1276 code for a protein of 368 amino acids. The transcript has 2 exons. Lineage: Eukaryota; Metazoa; Arthropoda; Arachnida; Ixodida; Argasidae. Gene Ontology annotation, molecular function: hexosyltransferase activity.